This is a messenger RNA of Acanthoscelides obtectus, 172 nucleotides long. The record is from the annotation of a GenBank genome assembly. Lineage: Eukaryota; Metazoa; Arthropoda; Insecta; Coleoptera; Chrysomelidae.
AUAGACUCGCAAAAAAGUCAGCAAGAUAAUGCAACAGCGACUAGUUCCCGGAAAAGGAGAUGCGGUACUGAUGGAGACAGUGAUAUUGCCGGAGCUCUGCAAGUUUUAAAAAAUAUGUCAGCUUGGUCAUAUGCUCGCGACGAUGCCUCGGUAUUUGGAGAAUACAUAGCAA